AGUCACUGCGCGUUGGUUUAUGGGAUUGAUGUUGUGACGUUGUCUGCUGGAGAGAGGCGUAACUGGAAGAGUUGGAGCUGGCUCAGUGAGCGGAGCAGAAGUAGGUGUCUUCAAGAAACAAGUAAAUAGCACUGCAUGAGACAAACAUGGGAGCUGUAGUCUCUAGAUGGAGGGCAAAGCCUUCCACAGUAGAUGUUCUGGAAUGCAUUGACAAGAACAUACAGAAACUGGAAGAAUUUAGGGAAACGAAUCAAAGACUGUUAAAGCUAUGGGUUGGAAGGCUGCUUCUGCAUUCAUCACUUCUCUACCUUCUUACUUGUAUGAUUGUGUAUAUAUGGUAUCUUCCUGAGGAAUGGACUGCAAAAUUAAUUAUGGCACUCCCAUUUUUUGUGUUUCCUAUACUAAUAUGGUUCCUAAGAAAAAUGCUGAUUUGGAUGUUCUCCAAACGAACUGAAAGAAACAGCGAAAAGCUUGAAGAAUUAAAAGCUCAAAAAAAGAAAAUACUUGAAGAAGUUAUGGAAAAAGAGACCUAUAAAACUGCAAAAUUAAUUUUGGAGAGAUUUGAUCCUGAUUCGAAGAAGAAAAAUGAACAGGAACUUGCAGCAGUGGCUGGACCACCUGUGACACCAAGGCCUGGUCAAGAACUUCGUCAGCGGAAUGUUUCCCAAAAAAAUCCUGUUCCUGCAACUCCAAUAAAUCCCAACCAAGGAGUUCCCCAUCCUCCUGCUACACCUUCAGCGCCUUCUCCCACCUCUGCUCCUGGUGGUCCCCCAGAGCGAACCCUGGCCAUGGCAGCCGCCCAGCAAAAUCUCAUGAGACGAUCCAUGAGCCCUGGUACACCAGUGCCUGGAAUGGGCCCUAACAGCAUGAAUACCCAGGUACAUGAUUCUGGAGUGAUGUUGGUCCGCCUGCACCCUCCUGGCCCUCCACUUGCAAGAGCUAUCCUUCCACGGGAGAGAGGAGUCAUGGACAGAGUUGUCGAGUUCUUAGUAGGUGACGGGCCUCAGAACAGAUAUGCCCUUGUCUGUCAGCAGUGCUUUUCCCAUAAUGGCAUGGCCUUGAAAGAGGAAUUUGAAUAUGUCGCAUUUAGAUGCGCAUACUGCUAUUUUCUAAAUCCUGCUCGGAAGACUCGUCCUCAGGCCCCACGUCUCCCGGACUUUAGUUUUGAAAGGAGACCAUGUACUGAUUCCCAAACGUCCGGUGUGUCUGCAGAGACUGGUGUUUCUGAGAAUCAACCUUCUGCUGUCCCUUUGGAAGAAGCGAGACAGGAAGGUAAGCCAGUGGACACAGACACUGCAGAAAGAGAUGCUCAGGCCAGUGAUGAAAAACAGACUCCCCAAGUCGAGGAGCAAAAACCAUUGGAGAACGCUGAAGCGGAACAGGAAGAGGUUUCCUUCAUGAAAACAGAAUAAAGGCCCCUGUACCUGAAUCCCAACUAAAAUACGCAUUUAUGCUUUUGACUUGUUUUAAGACUUGCAUUUUUAUUUAUUUUUUUGUUAAUGUUGCCUAGUCUCUGUCUAAACAGCCAAUGUGCUCUUGUUUAAAACAGCACUGAAACUGUUUAGGCUUCAGUGUAAAAUGUGUCCGUAUUUUGUACACAAUGUUGUCGCUGCCUAGAGUAGAUUUUAAGGAGGAAGUGGAGAAAAGAUUAUCAGCCUGCCUUGUUACUUUAAGUUUAAAGUUUUUUUUUUUGUUUGUUUUUUGGUUUUUUUAAACGUGUUUUUUACCCGUCAUAGAGAAAAUGAGCUUAAAAUAUUAAAGAAGUUCCUUAAUGGUAAGAUGCAUGUUGGGUGGUCAAGGGAUGAAUCAGCACUGUUUUUUUGUAUGUUUCUUGCGGAAUGUGUUUUUUAUGGCGUUUACACAGAACAAUUUAAAAACAUUUUACUGUUGCAUGUAACAAUAAUAUAAUGUGUAUAGUUAUCUACAGCUAGAAGUUGCCUUUUGCCAAUAACUGAAGAAUUCAGGUACUAAGAUAUUAAUUAGCACAAUGAGGGCAGCCUCGUGUUUACAUGGUAAAGAGAAUUCAACUUAGAUUUGUUCAGCUUUUAUUUAUUCUUGAAAAUAGGCAAAGUACACUGUAUAUAUGUUACCUUUAGGUAAUGUAAAACUAAAAUGAAAAAGAUUAUUUUUUCUCAUCAAGUAUAAUGACUACUGAGGAAUCAAAUUGUAGGGUAAAACUGAACAAGAUUGCGCACUGCAACUUUGGUUUCUUGAACCCUGUUCUACCUGUUACCCGCUUGCCAAUCAGGAGAUGGUAUUUUCCGUAACCGUCCUUAAAUUUAUUACGUGGUGGAUACAAAACUACACAUUUGUUUUAAGACAGUGAGCCAGAUGGCCUAACCAAUUCUCAAGGCAGCUGUUAUUCGAUUCUAAUGCACAUGUCAUCAUUGAAAUAGUGAAGAAAUGCUUUUGAACUAUUAUCUGUAUUGUAUCAUGCAUAUAUAUUUCAUCACUGCACCACCUUCCAUCAAUAUAUAUAUAUUUUUUAAUUUAUUUUUUUAUAAACUUUGUGCUAUUCCAGGGUUGAUACUUCCAUCACCAACUUUCCAUGCAUCUGGAAAAUAGUUUAAUAAAUUGAAAUAUGUUAUAUUUCUUCACACGUAAGUAUUUAGAAUGAGCUUAGAGGUUUCAUUAAAUGACCAGAUAUUGGUCUGUUGGGGGUUUUAAAAAAUAUGAAAUACAAAACAUUUGGUAACUGUCUAUGUCUAGCCUUUGUAGUUACUUAAAUAGAUCUUACUGAUGGUUUAGCAUGAGGUUAAUAAAAGCUACAUGUUUGAAUUAUUUCUAGGGGGACAGGUGGACGUUUUAAAAUAUUUUUUGUUGAUGGCAAGCUAGAAAAGUCAUGCAAUGGUUACAGUGAUUGCAACACGUGUAUAUCUAUAGUUAAAAAUAGGAUAAAACCGAAUGCUGAAGGAAAACAAGUAGAAAUAGUAUUUGCACACCGAUAGGCACAUGUUGAAUGUCAGGUGACAAACUGGUCAACAAGGGAGGCAAUCGUCAUGAAAUGGUGCUCUCUUACUUUACCUUUAGGAAGAACUCAUGCAGUUCAUAAUUUGAAAGUGCAUCAUGAACACAUUUUACAAAGUCCUUCUCUAAAGUAGGUAACCAUACAACCUCCAUCCACAAACAAACACACUGAUAAUCAACAAAUCUCCCUGUCUCCCACACGAGUUGGAUAAAAGGGUUCCAAGAAGACAUUUCUUGUCAAUUUUCACUGCUUUUUGUUUCCUGUAUUACAUAUCCAUAUCCAUAAUUGGUAACAAGCCUACACCUACAUCAUGUACAGGUAUGUAGAUUUAAAUUGGGUACCUCUAUAACAAUAAAGAAUCUGGUAAUUUGUCAUUGACUAAGUUUAAUUAUUUUGGAGAUAUUAAAUUGUAAUGUUUUAGAUACAUCUGAACAGAAAUUCAAAGAAUAAAAAUGUGGUAUGGAUACAUGUUUAUUCUUUAGAACUGGGGUGUGUUUAAGCAUGUAGGAUAAAUGAUUUAUCUUCUAGUGCAUGCGUUGAUGUCCACAAGGUAUUACCCUGUGUCACAAAGGGAUAUUGUAAGCUGUUUUAUUUUCAUUAGUAAGGCUGUUUUAGCUUGUGAUCAUUUUAUUUUACCUCAUUGAUCAUUUACGACAGUGUUAGAUAAUAGCGCUGACAUCUAACCUCAUGGAUCUUGAUUGUUUGACCCCCUUGGCUUUUGAAAGCAAGGUGUCAUUUUUUGCCUUUCAAGAAACCACGCAUUCCCCCCUUCAGUUUUCACAUAUAGUAGGAACUGCCUAAAAAGUGACUAUCAAAUAUUUAUCUUUCAAAUCUGAUAAUGUAUGUGUACAGAAGCAUGACCUUAUGUACUGUGUAAUGCAUCAACAUGACAUGAACAGUAAGUGCCCCAAUUGUGCAGUGCUCUGGAAGAGGUUGACCUGUGAGCUGCUUUUAAAAAAAAAGGAAAAAGAAAGAAAAUCAGGUAGUUGAAGGGUGUUUUACUCUUUUCACAAAUGUAUUUAGUGAUUGCUUUUUGAAAUUCACUGCCUGUAUGCAUUAUAAUACAUAAUAAUAUUGUGUAUGUCUGCAAGUAUACACAAGUUAUGCAGUAUUUUACGUUAUUAUUAUUAUUAUUAUUAUUAUUAUUAUUAUUAUGUAUAUUUUUAUUCAUAUUGUUACCUAUGCAGCUUCUAUCUUUACCAUAUCUACAUAGUAUAUUCCAAUAAAUGCCAAUAACUUAAAUGCAUAUUCAUUUUGUUUCAUUAUAGCAAGAGUUAUCAUCCUUAAAACAUGUUUUAACCGAUUAUUACUUUGCACUGAGUAACAUGUAUGGUGUCUGUGCAUUGUAUUU
Acipenser ruthenus (sterlet) is the source of this 4319-nucleotide messenger RNA. Its product is annotated as endoplasmic reticulum junction formation protein lunapark-like. The coding region runs from base 147 to 1412 and encodes 421 amino acids. NCBI's taxonomy places the organism in Eukaryota, Metazoa, Chordata, Actinopteri, Acipenseriformes, Acipenseridae. Gene Ontology annotation, biological process: endoplasmic reticulum tubular network organization. Gene Ontology annotation, cellular component: endoplasmic reticulum tubular network. The transcript is spliced from 14 exons. The record is from RefSeq and is a predicted model, not a curated record.